Odontomachus brunneus is the source of this 890-nucleotide messenger RNA. RefSeq names its product hydrocephalus-inducing protein-like. Bases 108 to 728 code for a protein of 206 amino acids. Gene Ontology annotation, biological process: cilium movement; axonemal central apparatus assembly. NCBI's taxonomy places the organism in Eukaryota, Metazoa, Arthropoda, Insecta, Hymenoptera, Formicidae. Gene Ontology annotation, cellular component: axoneme. The transcript is spliced from 4 exons. The record is from RefSeq and is a predicted model, not a curated record.
GAACAAUCCGACGCUUCAUUGCACCCGUCAGCUGAUAUACUCAACUCGAUCACUCGCCACAAUCUGCCGCGGCAGAACUUGAUAGAAAGCCGCGCGCUGACUCUUCGAUGUCAACACACAUCGGUUCAGUUUUCUUAAAAUUCCGCAUGAUAAAUCCAACGUCGGAUGAUUAUCGUUUCGCAUGGAGUGAUCGAACCCGUCACGCGGAAGGCCAGAUUCCGAAUUUUCGCUGCGUGCUGUCGGAGGGUGUCGCCGAGCGUGGAAAGCAGGUCGAAUUCACCUUCGUGUUUCUCGCGGACCGCGUUGGCACGUUCGAGUCUUUCUGGUUAUUCUCCAUCGAAAAGUACAAUCUGGAAUGUCUCUUCCUGAUAGUCGCGUUCGUCAGAGAACCGCUGAUUUAUUGUCCAAUUGCUCAUCUAAGAAUGAAACCGACCGUAUUAGGUGUUACCGUGCGAGAGUCAAUAUGUAUAGUCAACGACGAGGAAUUUCGAAUGCACUUUGAGGUGGUGCGCGACUCUUUAUAUUCCGAGGGACGCUUGCAGAACUUGAAGAUAAUGCCUAUGAGCGGAAUUUUAAACGCAAGAAGCGAACAGAUUCUAUGGCUCGAGUAUCAACCCACUAUGGUCGGCGAAUUUCAAUUUCCUGUCAAAUGCGCUGUGAAGAAACUGAAGGCGCCGCUCAGCAUCCUCGUUACGACAAUUACUUACGACAUCGUCCGUUACAUAUAGUCUGUUUGAUAAGAGCAUGUCCGAUAAAACUUGAUAAAUAAUUUAUUGAAAUGAUUUGGAAUAAAACAUAUACAUACUACUUGGUUAGAACUGUGAUGCUUUAUUAUUACUAACUUGUCCUUUAUUAUCAAUAAUUGUCUGGCAUCUCCGAGGCAUUCUUUC